UUUUUUUUUUACUACGUUGCCCGGCAUUAACAUAUGGCAUAAAGGGGAGCACAGCUGGAGGUAGCGUUUCCAUUGCGGUGAUGUCAGAGCAGCUGACUCCACAGCUUGCGGUGUAAUUAGCAGGCAGAGCAGCAGUUUACUCGCUCUGCACCGCUCUUAUUUUUUUUUUCCUCCCUUCACCUCAGCCUCCUGGACGAGCUCUUUCGCUCCCGUUCCCACUCGGUUGUCUCGUAGGCUACACAGUUUUUAUUUUUCAUAUUUCGGAAAGGCGCCCGGGUGCGUUUUGGAAGCGCAGGAAUACCCAGUUGGGAAUAAUUUGGAGAGGGGGAUCCGUUCACUGAAUGAUGCGAAGGUUAUGAAGGAAGAAUGGAGUUCCCAGACCAUAGCCGCCAGUUGCUGCAAUGUCUGAGUCAGCAGCGUCACCAAGGCUUCCUCUGUGACUGCACUGUUCUGGUCGGCGAGGCUCGGUUCAAAGCACACAGAGCCGUGCUGGCCUCCUGCAGCAUGUACUUCCACCUCUUCUACAGGGACCAGCUGGACAAAAGGGACGUUGUGCAUCUCAACAGUGACAUUGUGACGGCCCCGGCUUUCAGCCUGCUCCUUGAAUUUAUGUAUGAGGGGAAGCUGGAGUUCAGCGCUCUGCCCGUGGAGGAUGUUCUGGCGGCGGCCAGCUACCUCCACAUGUACGACAUAGUCAAAGUGUGCAAAGGCAAGCUGAAAGAUAAGGAAGUUUCCUCCCUGGACGAGAAGUUAGGCGAGGGUUUGGGACUCGGCUGCCUGGACAGGGAGAACUCCUCGGAUGGGGAGCUGCACUGUAAGCAGCUCCUUCAGCGCCACUCUCAGGGGCUUCACAGGGCCUCCCCCGCAGGAGACUUUGACGCGGCCAACGGCGAAGUCAGGCUGGCUGUCACAGAUUGCGAUAGGUCCACGCAGAGCAGGCAGAAGGCGAACGGUCACUCCGGCAGGUCCCCGGACCUUGUAGGUGUCAAUUAUAUGUCAGCGGAGGCCGAGACCUGCGUCCAAACAGCUGGAAAAACAAAAGCUGAUGUCAGUAGCUCCACCGCGUUGCUGUCCCAGAGGUCCCGGGCUUCGGAUGACAUGGACUGCGCGCUGGAUUUGUCUUUCAAGCCUCUGUCUAGCAGAGAUCUCUUACACCCCUCCUACGUCUCGGGACAGCUGGCCCUCGACAGCCAGCAGCAGGGCACUGAGCCACUUGUUAAAGACGAACACGACUUGCUGUCAGAGCAGGAGGACAGUGAGCCGAUGAGCCCCGAGAGCCAGCGCUUUGGGAAUAGCGCCAGGAGCUCAGUGGUGACAGGGUUCGCUGCCCUCUUCCCAGGCAACAACGGCGCCACAGCCGCCCUGCUCUCCCAGGAGGAGGACCUGAUGGACGAGGAGGGGGAGGCCUGCGGGCGGAGGGAGGGCGGCGCGGGCAGGGAGCCGGACAGGAGGGGCAGGCUCCUGGGGGACAGCGAAGAGGAGGAGGAGGACGACCUGGCCUCCUCCGACAUCUCCACCUCCAGCGGGGUGCUCCUGCCUCCGGGCCAGCAGGCGUGCGUGUGUCCCCUCUGCAGCAAGAUCUUCCCCAGCCCGCACGUGCUGCAGCUGCACCUCAGCUCGCACUUCCGCGAGAAGGACGGCGCCCGCUCCAAGCUGUCGCCCGACGGCUCCGUGCCCACGUGCAUGCAGUGCAACAAGACCUUCUCGUGCAUGUACACGCUCAAGCGCCACGAGCGCACCCACUCCGGCGAGAAGCCCUUCACCUGCGCCCAGUGCGGCAAGAGCUUCCAGUACUCCCACAACCUGAGCCGGCACGCGGUGGUGCACACGCGCGAGAAGCCGCACGCCUGUAAGUGGUGCGAGCGGCGCUUCACCCAGUCCGGGGACCUUUACCGCCACAUCAGGAAGUUUCACUGUGGCCUUGUUAAAACCCUCGCCAUUGGAUAAACCACCUCUCACCAGUGCCAUAUUAAGACAGAAUGUCCUUUCAAUACACUGAAUACUACUACUGAACAAUUUUUGCUGUUCUUAUAACCAAGUUGGCAGUUUGUUUAAGACGUAUCCUGGGGGGCAUAUCUUAAGUUUAUAAAGAUGUAGCAACUUUCAAACUGCAGCUGUCUCUCUUGUGCUGGACUAUGUUGGUGGCUGCUGUUUUUUUUUUUUUUUUUUUUUCUGGGUCUGUGUCACAGAGAGGUCAAAUCAGAUGAUGCACUUGAUAGUUUCUGUCUAGUUUGUCGUCAAUCUGUUGAGUUUAUUUAAUGCGCGUAUGUGCUGGAAGGAUUCAAAUUCUUUUGGCACUGCAGAAUGCUUACACACAAUCGUGGGAGAAAUGGAGAAUGAGGUUUGUUUGUGCAGAUGGGAGAUCAGAACCGUCCGUGAGUAGCAGUAUCUGGUUUCUUUUUUUAAACGCCUACUUUUGUUUUACUAUUUAUUUUGGAGCUUUUUUAGCCCUAAAACUAUCAUGAAACAGAAACACAAAUGAAGUUAAACUACUGGAAGUAUGACAUUUUACUGUUUAGUUUUGGCAAUUCAGUUUUUUUUUAUAAUGUAUGAAGAGAAGCAAGCAGGCCACCAUACGUUUUUCUUUUUCUUUUUUUAUCUAUUCAUUUUCCAGCUCCUUUAGUGUUGAGCACAUCCUGAUGGAUUGACCUUAUAUUUGCCACUAAAUCAACAGAAGAAAGAGGACAAGAGGCAGAGAUGCACUGAUCAGGCUUUUCUUCAUCGAAAUUGAUUUCUGUUUUUCUGC
Molecule: messenger RNA, 2746 nt
Organism: Fundulus heteroclitus (mummichog)
Lineage: Eukaryota; Metazoa; Chordata; Actinopteri; Cyprinodontiformes; Fundulidae
Gene: zbtb42
Product: zinc finger and BTB domain containing 42
Exons: 2
Coding region: 367-1947 (526 amino acids)
Biological process (GO): regulation of transcription by RNA polymerase II
Cellular component (GO): nucleus
Molecular function (GO): protein binding; RNA polymerase II cis-regulatory region sequence-specific DNA binding; DNA-binding transcription factor activity, RNA polymerase II-specific
Source: RefSeq, a predicted model, not a curated record